Molecule: messenger RNA, 855 nt
Organism: Trichoderma gamsii
Lineage: Eukaryota; Fungi; Ascomycota; Sordariomycetes; Hypocreales; Hypocreaceae
Exons: 1
Coding region: 1-855 (284 amino acids)
Source: RefSeq, a predicted model, not a curated record
AUGGAAAUAGUUCACGGCAAAGAUUUGUCCUUUGCGGACCUUUCCCUGAAGCACCGUAAUAGCGGUCUAGCGUUCAAAAACUUAUUCAUUGGUCAGGAGAACACACCUGAGAAUCACCUUUUCGCUUUAGUCCGGUCUGUUGGCUUUUAUUCUCCGCGCCACAAACACAACUUUGACCAGUUUCGUUACGCAUAUAAGGGCGACAUUUCCAUCAGCCCUGACAAAAAUGCCACUGAAGGGGAGCUUGUCUACCAUCCCGAAGGUGUCUGCUACGGGCCACAGAAAGAUUCUGAAGGGGAGCGGGUGGUUCUUAUUUUACAAUUCGGUGGAACAAGUGGCCAAGGUUUCCUUUCAUACCGCCAAUUAGAAGAAGGCCAGAAAGAGCUUGCCCAGCUCGGCCGUUUUGAAGGUGGUAAAUAUUAUCGACAUGAGAGCCAGGAAGGUGAUGAGCCGCAGGAUGGAUAUGAAGCGCUGUGGGAAAAGUUCAAUGGUCGACGCCUCGUCUACCCACCGGGUCGCUACAAAGAUCCCAUCUUCAUGAGUCCGGUCAAUUAUGAAUGGCGCCCGGCAGACAAUCUGGCAAAUACUAAGGAGGUGGCUUUUAAGAAGUCACUUGGGGUGUUUACCGAGCGCGAAACUGGAGCAGAGAUGAUCAAGAUCAAGAAGCUAGGCCAGUUCUCCAUCGCUUCAGCGAAUGCAAUACGACUGCUUUUUGUUGUGCGCGGCGGGGGAGAAGUGGAAGGACAGCCGUGGGAAGAGGAAUCGGCGAUACGGGUCUCGCCUGGGAAAGGACUUGUCCUUUCUGCACAUCAAGACGCUGAAAUCUUAAUGUUUACCCUGCCGCUGUUAACUUAA